Messenger RNA from Lobosporangium transversale, 588 nucleotides. Its product is annotated as telomere stability and silencing-domain-containing protein. The coding region runs from base 1 to 588 and encodes 195 amino acids. NCBI's taxonomy places the organism in Eukaryota, Fungi, Mortierellomycota, Mortierellomycetes, Mortierellales, Mortierellaceae. Gene Ontology annotation, cellular component: nucleus. The record is from RefSeq and is a predicted model, not a curated record. The transcript has 2 exons.
AUGGUCCGAUGUUUUGGACUGACGAUGCGUAUGAGUGGAGGCAAAGGAGGAUUUGGAAGUAUGUUGCGUGCACAAGGAGGUCGGAUGUCUUCUCAAAAGUCCACCAACACAGAUGCUUGUCGUGAUUUGAGCGGACGUCGUAUCAAGACUGUCAACGAGGCUAAAAGAAUAGCGGAAUAUGUUCAACAGGAACCAGAGAGAGAAAGGGCAAGGAAAGAAAGUCUGAAGCGCAAGAUUGAAGAAAAGUUGGAAUUGGCAGAACGACCGACCCGCAAACAUCGGUUUGAUGAUUCAAAGUUUUUUGAUGAGGCAGAGGAACAGGUGGAGGAGGUGAAGAGUGCGGUUGCUGCGGCCAUCAAAGCAAACAUGAAGUCUAGGAGUACAUCCCCACCAUCACCAUCAGGAUCUACUUCUUCUUCUUCUUCUUCUUCCUCGUCUUCCUCUCCAUCUUCAUCUUCAUCAUCAUCAUCAGCAGCAGCAGCAGCAGCAGCAAAUAUCGGUGAUUUGAAAGGAAAAGGAAAAGGAAAAGAAAAAGCAAAGGAGGUUGCUCCAAGAAAGCCUGUGAUUAAAAAACUUGGAAUGUGGUAA